Molecule: messenger RNA, 2846 nt
Organism: Venturia canescens
Lineage: Eukaryota; Metazoa; Arthropoda; Insecta; Hymenoptera; Ichneumonidae
Gene: Acsf3
Product: Acyl-CoA synthetase family member 3
Exons: 8
Coding region: 629-2485 (618 amino acids)
Biological process (GO): fatty acid metabolic process
Molecular function (GO): medium-chain fatty acid-CoA ligase activity
Source: RefSeq, a predicted model, not a curated record
GAUAAUUAAAUAUUUUUUUUACAUUCUCUAUAGAAUAAAGAAUUAAUCUGAGCUCGUGAUAUUGAAUCAUGUGAUGAAGGCCUGAACUAAAUCAUGGUCUCGUGAUUGACGUUAAAUAAUUCAAAUUUUAAGAAACGCGUCGAAUGUUUCCACAUUAUUUUUAAUUUCAAAACCUCUCGAUCUUGGAAACGAAUGAGAGUUGGGGCGUUAACUUCUUAGAACAAUAAAUUUUAAUGUUUUUUUAAAUUUAGUACAAUUGAUACCCACACUGUUUUACCAUCUUCCGUUAUAUAUUCCUUUAUUAUCAUAUCAUACUUGCACGCGCAAAAUCGUGAAAUGGCGCGACUGCCGAAAGAUCGCUGCGAAAUAAAUUAAUUAUAGAAUAGACGUUGUCGGUUUCACUCAUAACCCUAUUUUAUUCUGAUUUGUAUCACAACUCCUCGAGAUGUCAAAGCCGGUGCAAUUGCGAAAAAUGUUUUAUCACGUUUGGUAAUGAAAUAUAUCUUAUCAUAAGUAACCAUUUAUAUUUGUAUUUGAUUUUUCAAAUAAAAAACGUGUGAUUUGACGGAGUCACGAGAAAAAGAGGAUGCUAAUUCGUAUCACAUGAGACCUUAACAUCGUGUAAACGAUGAGUUCUUUGUUGAGACGCAGUUGGUACUUGGCCACAAAUAAACUGUCAGAAUUACACAGAAAUCCAAUAAAUUGGAGGGCUCAACAGAGUUAUGCAGCUGCAACUGCUACUGUCAAUUCCAGUAACGAAACUCAUCGGGUAAUUUGUUGCUUUCUCCACAUGCAAGUUGAAGAAAUGAAUCCUUCCGAUGGUGUCGUACCAGUAUUCAAACGAGCAAUUCAGUAUGGAGAGCGAACAGCUUUACGAGAUGUUCAAGGAGAUUAUACGUAUCGAGGCUUAUUCCUGAGUUCUCGUCAAUUUUCCAAUUACUUGAGUAAAAUUCUUGACGGAGCGCAUCAAGAGAGAGUAGCAUUUUUGUUGCCUAAUAAUGCAAGUUAUGUUAUUGUACAAUGGGCAUGUUGGAUGAGCGGUCAAAUCGCGGUUCCGUUGAGCGUAUCGAGUCCCAGAGCACUUCUGGAUUACUACAUAAAGGAUUCUGAUGUUCGAAUCAUUGUAACGACAAGUGAAAAUGCUCCCCUACUGGAACCUCUGAUUGCAAACACAAAUCGUCGAUUGGUCAUAUUUGACGAAGCUCUCAGAGUUCUUGCAAUGAAACCCGAUGGUAAAACAGCCAACAAUAGAACGACAGUUGACAGUACUGACACGAGUGAUAGCAUUGAAACUGCUCUGAAGGAUGAUUUUUAUGCGUCGAAUGACGCAUUAUUCAUUUACACUUCGGGUACAACUGGCAAACCAAAAGCCGUUGUUCUCACUCACAAAAAUCUUUACUCGCAAAUAAAUUCGCUGGUAACAGCCUGGAAAUGGACAGAAAAAGACAACGUUCUCCACACUCUACCGCUCAAUCACAUACACGGUCUUGUCAACGUUCUCCUCUGUCCGCUCUAUGUUGGAGCACGCUGUGUUAUGUUACCAAAAUUUGAAACUUCGAGUGUCUGGACACAAUUGCUUGGUAUUAAUAUUCAAAAUAUUGACCGUGUCAACAUGUACAUGGCUGUACCCACGAUCUACAUGAGACUUAUUCAAGAAUACGACAUUAUAUUUAGCAAGAAUGCCAAAUUCAAGGAAUAUGUUCGUUCCAUGUGCACCAGUAAAAUAAGAUUAAUGGUCAGUGGCUCGUCGCCACUCCCAAAACCGAUAUUCGACAGGUGGGAAGAAAUAACGGGACACCGUUUGUUGGAGCGAUACGGUAUGACGGAAACUGGUAUGGUGCUCUCGAAUCCUCUCGAAGGUGAACGUAUUCCAGGCACCGUUGGGACACCUUUGCCCGGUGUCCAAGUCAGAAUAACGAAACGCGACCCCAACACCAAAAAGACACAAAUCCUUGUACAAGGGGACGCAAAAGGAACUCGGCAAGUUACAAAAACCAAUGACCCCCCAAGUGGCAAUCUCGAAGUUAAAGGGGGCUCCGUCUUUCGAGAAUAUUGGAACAAACCCGAGGAAACGACUAAAGAAUUCACGAGCGAUGGAUGGUUCAAAACAGGCGAUACUGUGCAGUACGAAUCGGGAGUAUACAGUAUUUUGGGACGCAGUUCCGUUGACAUUAUAAAAACUGGUGGAUUCAAAGUUAGUGCAUUGCAAGUAGAGACGGCGAUACUAGGUCACCCGGAAAUCGUGGAUUGUGCAGUCGUUGGAAUUGCCGACGAGACGUGGGGUCAAAAAGUGGCAGCGAUCGUCGUUGUGAGAGAAGGCUCAGAAAUUAUUUUGUCACAAUUGCGAGAAUUUGGAAAGAAGACACUGCCUGAACAUGCGGUGCCAACAGUACUGCGAGUAGUUGACAAGAUCCCCAAGAACAGCAUGGGCAAAGUGAACAAGCCGGAACUCUUAAACUCUAUUUUUUCCAAUGAUCAAACAUAAUGUCCAAAGAGAAUUGGAAGCCUGAUGAAAUUCUACAAUUGAGGAAAGAAAGCAACAAGCAGCCUACCGAACAAAACGUAUGUCCGAAUAUUCUCAGUCAAUUCGUAAGGAAGAAAAAAAAAUUGCUAAAUUAGCACAAACUUUCGAAUUUCUCACGAGUCAUUUUAUUUUUCUUUCAUAUUUUAUUAUUUGUUAAUAAUAUUAUUUAUAAUAACAGUAGUUGAUAAACCCGAGAGUGUUUGAGAUUGAGCGAGAACAUUUUUUGUGAAAUUUUAAUGUGCCGAAUCAUUGAUGCUUGUAAGAAAAAAAACAGACACGUGUAUGACGAAUUGACGAAUAAACGAAUAAUUCAAUAACCGGA